Peromyscus leucopus (white-footed mouse) is the source of this 3109-nucleotide messenger RNA. RefSeq names its product UDP-N-acetylglucosamine pyrophosphorylase 1 like 1 (gene Uap1l1). Gene Ontology annotation, biological process: UDP-N-acetylglucosamine biosynthetic process. Lineage: Eukaryota; Metazoa; Chordata; Mammalia; Rodentia; Cricetidae. The record is from RefSeq and is a predicted model, not a curated record. The coding region runs from base 367 to 1890 and encodes 507 amino acids. The transcript is spliced from 9 exons. Gene Ontology annotation, molecular function: UDP-N-acetylglucosamine diphosphorylase activity.
GAGGCGUGAUGGUAUUUAGGAGAGAAACGCCUAGGCUUGGGAGACUAGGAGGACUAGGAGGGCCUGGCUUGAGUACACUUUGAGUUUGGGGUCAGGAGUAGAAAGGACCUGGGUCGUGUGCGCAGCCUGGAGCAGAGUUACAACAGAAUGCCAGAUCUUGGGCGGGGGACUGUACUAAAAGGGAUUGAAGAGGGGCGGAGCCAAAGGGGACGGAACUGAAGCUCCAAGGGAGAAGGGGGCGGGGUCCCGGGUGGAGGUGCUGCGCCCUAGGCCGGCCUCUCCGGGAUCUGCACCGCCUGCCUGAAGUCUCGUGAUGUUGGUCAUAAGGUCUCCAGUGCCAGCUGGUCCAGCCGCCGCGGUUGCAGCAUGGCCUCGGAGCAGGAUGUGCGGUCCAAGCUGCAGCGCGCGGGCCAGGAUCAUCUCCUUCGCUUCUGGGACGAUUUGGCUCCCGAGCCUCGAGCGGCGCUCCUAGCGGAGCUCGCUUCGCUGGAGCCCGAUGUUCUGCGUGAGCACUGCCAGCGUGCCUCGGCCGCCUGCUCGCUAGUCCCGGGCCCUCUGCCGGACCUGGCGGCGCGCCUGCAGCCCCUGCCCCCAGAACGCGUAGGCAGCGCGACCCGCUGCGACCAAGAGACACGCCGGCGGUGGGAAGAGGAAGGUUUCCGACAGAUUGCUCUGAACAAGGUGGCUGUCCUGCUGCUGGCCGGUGGGCAGGGAACUCGCCUGGGCGUCACCUACCCUAAGGGCAUGUAUCAAGUAGGGCUGCCCAGCCAGAAGACCCUGUACCAGCUGCAGGCAGAGCGGAUCCGGCGUGUUGAGCAGUUGGCUGGCCAGCGACUGGGGACCCACUGCACCGUGCCCUGGUACAUCAUGACCAGUGAGUUUACACUGGGACCCACCAUCAAGUUCUUCAAGGAGCACGACUUCUUCCACCUAGACCCUGCUAACGUGGUCCUGUUCGAGCAGCGCAUGCUACCUGCCGUGACCUUUGAGGGCAAGGCCAUACUGGAACGGAAAGACAAAGUUGCCAUGGCCCCAGAUGGAAACGGGGGCUUGUACCGUGCCCUGGCGGACCACCAGAUCCUUGAGGACAUGGAGCGGCGGGGCGUGGAAUUUGUGCAUGUGUACUGUGUGGACAACAUCUUGGUGCGUCUGGCUGACCCGGUCUUCAUAGGCUUCUGUGUGCUUCGGGGAGCAGACUGUGGUGCCAAGGUGGUGGAAAAAGCAUACCCCGAGGAGCCAGUGGGUGUGGUGUGCCAGGUGGAUGGUGUCCCCCAGGUGGUGGAAUACAGCGAGAUUAGCCCCGAGAUUGCUGGGCUCCGAGGGGCUGGCGGGGGCUUGCUCUACAACACAGGCAACAUCUGCAACCACUUCUUCACCCGAGACUUCCUGGAUAUGGUCACCAGGGAGUUUGAGCCCUUGCUGAAGCUGCAUGUGGCUGUGAAGAAGGUCCCCUACGUGGAUGAGGAGGGAAAUCUGGUAAAGCCGCUAAAACCGAAUGGGAUAAAGAUGGAGAAGUUUGUGUUUGAUGUGUUCCAGUUUGCUAAGAACUUCGUUGCCUUUGAAGUGCCCCGGGAGGAGGAGUUCUCCCCGUUGAAGAAUGCGGACACAGCCAGCACUGAUAACCCCUCCACCUCCCGGAGAGCUUUGUUGGCCCAGCACCACCGCUGGGCUCUGCAGGCCGGAGCCCACUUCCUGGAUGCACAUGGGGUCCAGCUUCCCGAGCAGUCUGGCUUGCUCCCAAAUGGAGACCCUCCAGCCAUCUGUGAGAUAUCGCCCUUGGUAUCUUACUCUGGAGAGGGGUUGGAGAUGUACUUGCAAGGCCGAAAACUCCAGUCUCCAUUCAUUCUGGAUGAGGACCAAGCCAGGCUGCUGCAGCCACAGAAGUGCUAACCUGCUUGCUCCCAGCCUCUCCAGCCCUGGGGUCCUGUCAGAUGCUGAUAGAGCUCUGGCCCAGGCUCUGACUAGAAAUGCUGGCCUGCGGGGCACAGAAGGGAGUGUGCUAGUUUACUUCACAAGGUUGGGACCUCUUGGGUCCCAUCGUCCCGUUCACCCCCUCCCCCCCCGGGGGGGAGGGGCUGUAACUGUCUCUGUGUGUGGCGUUUGCUUGUUUUGUUUUUGUCUCAUUGCUGACUCUGGGACUCAGCUGAUAGGCAAAGGGUUGGGGACCUUGGAAAAUGGGGCUAGAGGUAGAGUGUGAGGGGUGUUGUCUGAGAAGGGACCGGAGAUGCCCUCUGUCAUCCGCACAGGCCAGCCACAUGCUCAGCAGACGGUGAGAUAUGCCUCAUGGGGAUAUGGUCUCCUCCCAGUAGCAGAACCAGUAGCUGAGCAUGUCACCCCAUGUGCCUAGACAGAAGAAGCCUGAUGCCCAGGGUUAAACUUUGAGAACUCUGAUCCGCACACUGAGAUGAAAGCAGUUCUCCGGGCCUUCCCCAACUCUCCCAGUCGACACCCACAAGUGGGCCUGGCUGCUGUGUUCUUAAGUCUUUUCCCCCAGAGAACUGGAGGCCACCCUGUUGACUCAGACUGGCUGCUGGUUCUGACCCAGUCCGGAGCACACCUCAUCCUGGUUAGUUUCUUUUCCCAGAGCUUAGCGCUUAGGCUCUCCGCUGGAGGUGUAGCCUCUGUCUAGGUGGUACUUAGCUCUGCCACCCAGCCUUGUUCUGUCUCUGACACGACUCUGUUGACUCAUAGCCGCUUUCCCAUGCGGGAAAGUGGUGACACUGGCCCUUCCCCUAAUGUAACCGUGGUUAGGAGAGGCAGCCUGUUCCUCAGCCACCCAGCCCCAGAUGUAUGGGCUCCUGCUCUCAUUCCUGGCCGCUUUCCCAGAGGAGGUUGCUGGGAAGAGUAUAUUUACCAUUCAGUGUGGAAACAGCGGGUCUGGACGUGGGAAAGAUGGCAGGAUUGGGCCCACGGCCGCCGUUGUUGGGACUGACAUGUCAAGGACAAACUGGGCUCUGUGGUCAUUUGCUGUCGGCCCCAGGAGCAAGCUGUAUUUUGGCACCCUUCUCUUGCUGCUCCACACACAAGCUGGGGUCCCUGGAGCAGGAGAGGGUCCCUGAGGGAGAUCAAAGCCUCAGGCUCCUCCUGAAUAAACAAUCAGUUGGGUGAA